AUGAGCAAGAAAGAGGCAAAGAAGCGAGCCGCUAAACUGGAGAAGUUGCACCGUAAACAGGAACGAGAAGAAGCCACAUCAUCUUGUCUUUCUCUGGAGGAGGAUGAAUCGUCUUCCAGCAACUACGGUGACGUGACUCUUAGCGAGUUUCAGCCGGCUGUUGAGGGAAAAGAGCUCACUAAUGUGAGCAACUUGGUUGAAGAGAUUGUGGGGGAAAGUGGAUUCACAGUUCAAUGCAUGGUGAAGGAGGCCAGAGUCGGUGCAAACAUGGUUAAAUUUGUCAAGCAGCUGAGUCGUGAAUCCGUUGUUGAGCUUAUCGGUGUCGUCUCUCCCCCUAAGGACCCUCUCACAGGAACCACUCAGCAGGUUGAAAUACAUGUCAGAAAACUGUACUGCCUCAGCAGAUCCUCGCUAAAUUUACCACUUGUUGUGGAGGAUGCUGCUCGAAGUGAAGCAGAUAUUGAAAACUCUGUAAAAAAUGGUAAACCAGCUGCUCGUGUCCUUCAGGACACACGUUUGAAUAAUAGGGUUAUUGAGAUGAGAACACCGGCUAAUCAAGCCAUCUUCCGUAUUCAGGGCCAAGUCCAAACUGGGUUUCUUGAAAUCCACACACCCAAAGUGAAUGCUGGCAGUAGUGAAGGAGGCUCUGCUGUAUUUGGGUUGGACUACAAAGGGCAGCCUGCUUGUCUGGCUCAGUCUCCUCAGCUUUAUAAGCAGAUGGCGAUAUGUUGUGACAUGCGACAAGUCUUUGAGGUUGGUUCUGUUUUCAGAGCUGAAGACUCCUUCACUCAUAGACACCUGUGUGAAUUCGUUGGUCUUGAUGUGGAGAUGGAGAUUCGAAGGCACUACUCUGAGAUAAUGGAUCUUGUGGGGGAGUUGUUUCCGUUCAUAUUCACAAAAAUAGAAGAAAGGUGCCCAAAGGAACUUGAAUCUGUCAGAAAGCAAUACCCAUUUCAAUCUUUGAAGUUUCUUCCGCAAACAUUGAGGCUAACCUUUGCAGAAGGGAUUCAAAUGCUUAAGGAAGCUGGCGAGGAGGUUGAUCCUCUUGGUGAUCAAAAUCUGAGAGGAAACUUGGGCAGCUUGUUCUGGAAAAGUACAAGAAGGAGUUCUACAUGCUGCAUCGCUAUCCAUCGG
This is a messenger RNA of Thlaspi arvense, 1134 nucleotides long. The record is from the annotation of a GenBank genome assembly. Lineage: Eukaryota; Viridiplantae; Streptophyta; Magnoliopsida; Brassicales; Brassicaceae.